AUGCUGUCCAGAGCCAGCAUUGUAUCGUUGAGGAGGAACACGAACAAGUCGGGUAAACACUGGGGAGCAUAUCGGAUUGGCGAGUUUCAUCCGAAAUUGCCCGACAAAAAACCGACGCAUAUUAUCGUUGGUGCUGGAGCGGCAGGAUGUGUUUUGGUAAGUUUCUUGUUGUUUGAUCUUCUUGAAAUUUUAGGUAAAUCUGAAGCAGGAUGUAGAAUUAAUUUUCAACGCAAAAAAUCUCUGGAAUUUGCCUAGUUUCCGUUGUUUUCGGGAUUUUAGGUAUCAGUGUCAAGUAUAAUAUAUUUUGAUUGUAAUCGGGAUUGUGGAGCGUCGUUAACACUUGUCAUGGCAUAUCAAGCUAAAUUAAGGUUUAUGAGGCUUCUUUCAUUCUCUGUCUGAGCUGUUUUUCAUUUCUGCUUACCUAAAAUAAUAUAAUUCUUGUUCAGGCAAAUCGGCUGACAGAAAAUCCGGACAACCUUGUGGUCCUUAUGGAAGCUGGCCCAAAGGACAACUGGUGGAACUGGAAGAUCCAUAUGCCGGCCGCUUUGAUGUACAAUCUCUGUAAUGAUAAUUAUAACUGGUAAGAAGGAUAAUAUAUUUUUUGUUGAAUUUUUAGGAAAUACUUGUAGAGAAGGUAGAAUGGGUUGCAGCAAGUGAUAUUCAAAGUAUUAAAAAGAAAUUCUUGCAGGUUCUAUCACACAGCAGCUCAAAAACACAUGGACGACCGGGUCUUUUAUUGGCCGAGAGGUCGAGUUUGGGGUGGAUCAACGUCAUUGAAUGCCAUGGCCUAUGUUCGCGGUCACCCCAUGGAUUAUGAUCGAUGGGAACUGGAAGGGUGCAAGAAUUGGUCGUAUAAGUAAGUUAUUUUUUAUUAGUCCUCUUGCUUUAGGUACUUGAUGAAAUCUCUGAAAAUUUGGUUGAGAAUUUGGCCAAGAAUUUAAAAGAGAGACUGUGAAUGUUGAUUCUUCCUCUGUGCCAAGUUUCAGCCAAUUCCAAACGUUUUUAUGCGGGAUGAUGGCAUUUUUUCGACCAAAAGUAUAUUAUUUUAGAUAUAAAAAUAAAGAAAUUUAUUUUCAAAUUUUUAGACACUGUUUGCCCUACUUCAAGAAAGCCCAGACUCAUGAGCUCUCCACCGGUCCAGAUGAUCCAUAUCGCGGCUAUAAUGGACCGUUGAAAGUGUCGGUCGGCAAGUGCGAAAACCCCUUGCAUCAGGCGUGGAUCAAUGCCGGAAAAACGCAUCGAAUCGGCUACACCGAGGACAUGAAUGGCUACCGCCAAGAAGGAACUGCCCCCAUGGACAUGACUGUGCAUAAAGGCAAGCGGCAGAGCGCCUCAGUCUGUUAUCUUCAUCCGAUUUUGGAGCGGCCGAACCUCAUCACCUCGACCAAUAUUUUGACGACCAAAAUUUUGUUCAACGGCAAGAAAGCGAUCGGUGUGGAGUAUCUAAGGCGAACGAAUAAUGUAUUUGGACAAGAUGCGAUUGAUUCAUAUAAUAGGGAGAAGAUUUAUUGCGAAUCGGAUGUUAUCCUUGCUGGAGGCGCUAUAAACAGCCCCCAAUUGCUGUUGCUCAGUGGAAUUGGACCGAGAAAUCACUUGAAUAGCUUGGAGAUCCCGGUGAUUCAGGAUAUGCCGGGAGUGGGCAACAAUUUACAAGACCAUCUGGAGAUUUAUGUUCAGCAGGUAAGAAUUUGAUUUUUUUUUUUUGAUUUUUAGAUUCUUGAAUGAAGUUUGGAAGCAUAAUUGAGCUUUUUGAAUGUUCUGGGGGUAUUUUACAACUAUUUUGAGAGAUGGUAGUUUUUUAUUUGAAAUUCAAAAGGAGUUUUUAUAUUAUCCAUGAUGACCUCUCCCCAAUUUUUAAUUUUUCGCCUAAAAUCCCUCAAUUUUCUCCAGAAAUGCACCCAGCCCAUCACCCUUUACGAUAAGAGCUCCUGGAAAUUCCCGCACAACAUGAUCAAAACCGGACUUCAAUGGUUCUACAAUCAAACGGGACUCGCCGCCAGCAGUCAUCUGGAAUCGGGAGGAUUCUGCAGAUCCAGUGAUGAUGUAAGUUUUAAAUGCCAGAAGAAGGUAGAUUGAGUAUCUUGUGGAUUUUUUAGCCUUAUGGGGGAGAUUUUAGGAUGACUUUUUAAGGGUAACAUACUUGAUGUCUAGUGCAAUAUAAAAUUUGCUGAGAAAAAGUCAGAUAUUUAUAGAAAUGGAGUUUUAUUUGUUUCAUGAGCCUUAAAAUAUUGUUUAGAGGGCGUGUGAAGCUACAGAAUUAAAAAAAAAUAUUUUUUUUACUUUAGGUACCUAAAAAAAUUUUGGCUGGAUGAUUGAUAUUAGCUCUGGGAUUGGGCUAAAAGUUGUAUCUAGAUAAAUUUUGAUGUUUAGAAGGAUUUUUUAGACUGUUUAGGCCCCUUUUUAGGCAAGGAUUUACAUUAAUUUACCUUGUUUUAGAUCCCCCACCCAGAUAUCCAAUUCCAUUUUCUCCCCUCAACGGUUCACGAUGACGGCAGAACGAAUGGCACGUGCCAUGCCUAUCAAGUUCAUGUGGGCCCCAUGCGAUCGCAGUCCAAAGGAACGUUGAAAUUGAUCAGCAACGACCCCCGAGUGCACCCAGCAAUGGACCCGAAUUAUAUGGCCGAGGAGCAGGAUUGGAUCGAGUUCAGGAAGUGCAUUAGAAUCUCGAGAGAAUUGUUUGCCCAAAAGUCUUUUGACGAAUUCAGAGGCGACGAAUUGGCCCCAGGAAUUGAGUGCCAAACUGAUGAACAGGUAAGUGUAAUAUAGGCGGAAAUAUAGGGAAAAAUGAGGAUAAGUGGAGGUGAAUUUGAUUGAAAAAGAAGGAAUAGGGUGUUGAAGGAGAGAAUAGUAUAUUUUGCUUAUUUUUUAUGCCGUAUUUCACCUUCAGAUUGACAAAUUUGUCCGAGAAAAGGCCGCCUCAGCCUAUCACCCAUCUUGCACGGUAAAAAUGGGCCCAAGCUCGGAUGAAUUCGCGUGUGUGGACCCGGAAACAAUGAAAUUGCAUGGCUUCGAAGGUCUGAGAGUAAGUUGGAAGCAAAGUUUUUUGAUUCGAGAUCAGUUUUGAGGAGUUUUUGACCUUAUAAGACCUUGUACUAGCUUACUUGGAGGUCCGAAAAAGAAAUGGCUAUAAAAUUUUUGGUGUGCAUGGUAUAGUGAUGAUUGUAGGUGGUGGAUGCGAGUGUGAUGCCCUCUAUUGUGAGCGGCAAUCUCCAAGCCCCGACGAUCAUGCUGGCCGAGAAAGCGGCCGAUAUUAUACAGGGCAAGAGCCCACUUCCGCCUCAAGAUGUACCCAUUUGGAAGCCCGAAAUUGGGAAGCCCUCGAACAUUCAGCCAUAA
Molecule: messenger RNA, 3336 nt
Organism: Bursaphelenchus xylophilus (pine wood nematode)
Lineage: Eukaryota; Metazoa; Nematoda; Chromadorea; Rhabditida; Aphelenchoididae
Source: the annotation of a GenBank genome assembly